AUAUAAAUUAUCAAGAACAAAACACUUCUGAACUCUGACAUAUUAUUUCAUUCUGUUCAAAAUUUGAGUACUGAGGGAUGCUCUAAAUUUUAUAGUUUUUGUAACUGUUAUAAAUUUAUAUGUGUACAUAAAACAUUUUCAAGAACAUUUCGUAAAAAUGUCUUUAGACAAGCAGAGAAUCUUGAGUGAGCUGGGAAGUGUAGUAAAUCAGUUACAGAGUGCUGAUUGUGGUUGUAUGGGAAAGUUAUUUAACAAUUCAGGUCAAGGCAGUACUUGUGGUGGAAAUCAAAUGGGGAAUUAUAGUGGAUAUAGACACGGCUGUUGCCAUGGACACGGGUGUGGACAUAACCACGGUAAUUCGUACAACAGUCCGUGCGGUGGAGAGCCUUAUACAGCGAUGAACUCAAAUCCCAUGGCUAUGGGUAGAUGCAAUCCACCCAAACUUUACGCCGACACGUACAAUUAUCUGAAUCAAAAUCUUAUGCAACCUGUUGUUAAAGACGUAUACAACGAUUUGAAGAAUCUCACACCAGCCAACACCAUAGCAAACAAUCCAAUGGCAGGUCAGAUGGGUCUCUCUCUAUCAGACAAUGCAAGUAAUAUGCCAGGUCAAAUAAAUUAUUCAGGCCAAAGCAACAUUGCUAAUCCUAUGACAAGCACUAAUAUGGGUAGCAAUCAAAUACAAAACAUGCCCAAUACUCCUGGAAUGAUGGGAAACCAAAUGAUGGGAAAUAUUGCAGGAAUGGGCCCUCAGAUUGUUAACAUGAUGACAGGCGAUGGAAAAUCAAAACUAGCUAAUGUUGAUGGACAGGCUCAAGGGGGGCCUUUGACCGGCCCUAUGUUAAUUGAUGCCCCAAAUUCUCCGUACGGUCAAGUUGGCGUUACACCCAUAAAUCAAGCAAGUGGUUUUAACCAUGCCCCGCUUAAUCUAGCUGCAGACGCAUCUUAUGCAGCUCACGGAUAUUCUAAUAUGCAGCCACAAGAUCAAGCUCAAGUAUACUCACACUUACAACCACAGAACCAAACAAUUCAGAAUAUGUACGGUGCAGACACGAGAUACGCUGAUUCACAAAUGAGUGGUAUGACCACUAAUUUGGCUCAAAGCAAUGCUAAUACUCAACAAAUGAGUAAUGUGAAUUCGAAUCCAGCUGCUCAGCAGAUGAAUGCCGCUCAACGUAACCCACAUGGGAUGCACGCGCAAGGCGUGGCAAAAUUCAAUGAAAUGUUUCCGGGUGUAAUGCAAGGAUUAGGUGGAGACUUAGGUUUCGAUCCGAUGGCUAUUGCGAUUCAAAUGAAUCCGGCGAAUCACCAGAAAGUUGCUAUGGAUACCAUGCAGAAAAUAAUGAACGGGACUGAUGUCAAUAAACUUAUCGAUUCAGGAGCUAAUUCGGCUCUGCAACCCGCGAUUACCGGAGUCAAGGCAGCUGCUGCUAGCUUUGCACAGCUUCCGUCGACGCAAGCACAGAAUGCUUCGGCUGUUAAUCAGCAAAAUAUACCAAAUCAAGUUCAACCUCCUACUGAAAUUAUCCAAGGUCAAAAUCAACAAGCGAAUUAUCAACUAACACAAAACCAACCACAGUUACAGCAACAAGUUUAUACAGCCGUAACUGGAAACUCCAAUUUAAGUCCUCAUGAACUUCAACGCUAUUCACAACUACCGCCACAAGAGCUAGCACCCUCGACACAACAAAUGACAGAUACACGGAAUAAUAUGACAGCUCUUCAUACGCCAGAAAGUAAUAUGAUAAGUGAUCCUAGAGCCCAGACAUUUGAAACUCGACAAGAUCCACCACCUCAAGCAAUGAUUAAAGAUCCUAUUUUCCCGGUAGACACUUCGAAAAAUACUGUAUCACCUUCUUUAAUCAAGACGAAAUAUUUCGAAUACAACACUUUAGGACAACCGGUGGAAAUGUUGCCAGCGAAGAUGUUCCAUACACAGGAACCGAAUCUUCCUCAAACUCUGUCUCCACAGCCAUUACCUACGAGAAAGAGAGACGAGCCUAUGAAGUACAGUAAUGUAAAAUCCACCGUUAGCAAGACCUCUUUGAUGGCGAACAAACCUUUUGGAAAAGUCCCCAGUCGCAGUCAGCUUCAACAUAUUUACAACCAGUACAAGGGUUCUCAAUCCUUCACGCAGCAGAAUGUGAGGGGACCUGCACAAGGUGUAUCUCAUUCUGAAGGUCACAUCGCAGCUAAUCAGGGAAAUGUUAAUCCACAACGUCAAGCACCUGUGGAAAGAGUCGGAGAUGUUGUAGUUAAUAAUUCACCGCCUAAUGCUGUGCCCCAGAAAGUACAGCAAGUCAUGGAACAUAUUGGUGAUGUGCCCGUGGGCAAAGCUCCGAGCCAAGGCGAGCCUAUUAAGGCACCGCCACCAAAUAGUAAACUAAGAAAUGGUCUACAAGACAUAAUUUAUACAUCAUAUCCGACAUCUGCUGCGUGGUCCUUCCAUGGGAAUAACCACACUCCCUAUUAUCCUGGACGCCGUUUUCGGCAUAGAACCUAAGUAUUGAUAUAUUUUGUAAUUAUAUUGUGCAUAUCGAGAAAUGUUUGUGGACGUCAUAAUUAUUUAUAAAAAUGUAUUUUAGAAAAAUGUGUACUGCGAAUAAAGUAAAACGUAAACCUGA
Molecule: messenger RNA, 2624 nt
Organism: Manduca sexta (tobacco hornworm)
Lineage: Eukaryota; Metazoa; Arthropoda; Insecta; Lepidoptera; Sphingidae
Exons: 3
Coding region: 158-2503 (781 amino acids)
Source: RefSeq, a predicted model, not a curated record